This is a messenger RNA of Cannabis sativa, 552 nucleotides long. Its product is annotated as protein FAR1-RELATED SEQUENCE 5-like. The transcript is spliced from 2 exons. The record is from RefSeq and is a predicted model, not a curated record. Lineage: Eukaryota; Viridiplantae; Streptophyta; Magnoliopsida; Rosales; Cannabaceae. The coding region runs from base 1 to 552 and encodes 183 amino acids.
AUGAAUAUUGAUACAAAUAAUGAGGAACAACGCUCCAACAAUCAAAGGAAUGAAGAAAAUCAAGAAGCUACAAAUGCUUAUGCUGUAAAAAUAAUGCAAAUUCAUUCCAACAUUCCUGAUGAUGAGAUACCAAAGGUUAGUAUGGAAUUUGAAACUGAAGAACAAGCUUAUAAUUUUUAUAAUGUUUAUACUUAUAAAGUUAAUUUUAGCAUACGGAGAAGCAAAAGUCAUAAGGAUAAUGAAAAUGGAAAAAUAAAAAAUAGAACUUUUUGUUGCUCAUGUGAAGGCUUUCGUGAGAAAGAUAAACGGAAUGAUAAUGUGAAAUGUCAACAGCAUACACAUGUGACUUCAAGCCCUAAUAUGAGUCACUUACAUAGGUCACAAAGAAGAAUAACCCCUGCUCAAGCAUCUGAAAUUGAAAUGGCUGAGAAUUCAGGAAUUGCUCCUAAAGCCAGUAUGGAACUAAUGAUUAGGCGAAUUGGGCCACAAACAUCAGUGUGUACGAGCUCAAGCGGCUUUGUGGCUCUUGAUAGUGACUCCUUUGGAAACUAA